Molecule: messenger RNA, 997 nt
Organism: Rhipicephalus sanguineus (brown dog tick)
Lineage: Eukaryota; Metazoa; Arthropoda; Arachnida; Ixodida; Ixodidae
Product: RNA-binding protein FUS
Exons: 3
Coding region: 1-993 (330 amino acids)
Source: RefSeq, a predicted model, not a curated record
AUGCCCGGAAGACGUGGCGGGAACAGCGGCCGCUGGCGCACCUGCGCGUUGCUUCUGCAGGUCCUCGCCGCUACGGCAGCUACGGUCGCAGACGCAGAGUCCACCGUGAGGUCACUGACCAACGAGGCCAGCCAGCGAAGAAGUACCAGCGACGCGUCCGGAGACCCACAUCGUCAAGGUUUCGAGGCACUAAGACUUCAAGACACGGUGGCAGCACUUCCGUCGGGCUUUGAAUUCGCAGAGGCUGUUGCCUACGAUGCGAUGAACGCGCCUCAAGCUGCUGGGGGCGAAGCCAGGCUCGGGAUUGGCGUCCCGUCACAGAAGCUGUACCAAACACAGAAUGGUGGCGCUUUUUUGAAACCCAACGGCGAACGGUACCAUGCCUCGGCUACGGACCACUACGGCGGCCUCGGAGGUUCCGGUGGUUCAGGCGGAUACGGCUUUCCAGAUGCCAUGAGGUACUACCACUACGGCUCGGGUCCGAAGGCGUACAACACCGAACACGCGUACGCCUACGAGAAAGUUUACCCGGAGCGCACCUACAGCACCAACCACGCCACGUCUUACGAGAAACACUACGACGAUAACGACAACAAGGGCGGGCCGUGGGCUGGUGGCGGCUACGAGUCACGCUUCAGUAGCAGCUAUCCCAUCAGAGGUGGCGGCGGCGGCGGCGGCUAUGGCUACCGACACGGCGACGGUUACGGAAAAGGUAGCGGGAGCGGCUACGGAGCGAAAGGCUACGAAUCGCGCUACGACUCCCGGCCCGCGGCCGCUUCGUCUACGAGGAGCCGACGAAGAGGCGGUGCAAGAGCUGGUCCCAAGAUCAAACGCUACGUCUACAAGAACCCUUACGACAAGAGUACCACACGCGUUGUGGAGAUGCACUCGAGCCGAGGGCGCCCUAGCUGGGCUGCGUCCAAUGAAAAUCGGCAGAUCUGGAAGCCGGACGACAUGGAACAGUUCGUGUUAGGACUGAUGCGCAAUGGCUGAUGGG